GCUUCUCAUUUUGGCUACAGCAAGGAUGAACUAGAAGGACAGAGUUGGUACAAUUUACUUCAUCCGACCCACCUUCCCGAAAUCGCUUACAAACACCGCCUCUUGUGCCAAGAAAAGGAAGGCUCCGUAUUAGCGCUGAUCAAAAUGCAAUCCGCUAGCGGCGAAUGGAAGUGGCUGCAUACGGUCUUUGCAAUUCGAGGAACUCUUUAUCACGAAGUGCAGGAGGGGCGAAGGGUUCGACACCUAAUUCAUUGCUACUACCAGAUUCUGAGGUGA
Molecule: messenger RNA, 276 nt
Organism: Angiostrongylus costaricensis
Lineage: Eukaryota; Metazoa; Nematoda; Chromadorea; Rhabditida; Metastrongylidae
Source: the annotation of a GenBank genome assembly